AUGGGUCGCUGGACAGACAUGGACAGUGACGCCGAGCGCCUCCCCUCGGGCUUCGAGCGCAUAGGCUACGACGCCGACACCCAAACCUACACCUUCCGCGACGCAUCCGGCCGCAUCUACGAAUCUGAGCCCGGAAACCGAUACGGCGAGCUGCGUGCAACGGGCGAGCACUCGCAGCCCCCGUCCGACGAGCAACGACGCAAGCAGGAUGAGAUGAUAGAAGAGGGCAAUAGAAGCGCUGUGCGUAUGAUGUUGCCGUUUGCGCUGCUGGUGCUGGUGUUUUUGUUCCUGGUGUUCAAGCUUGUGAAUAGGAGUGAUGGGCCUGAUACCGUUGUUGCUGGCUGUGGGGAUGGGGAGCGCCAGUUGCGAGUCGAGAGGGGUGAUACGUGUUGGGCGAUUGCGGAGGCGAAUGGGUUGAGUGUUGAUGGUUUGUUGGGGUUACGAGGGAAUCAGGGUGUGGAUUGUGGGAAUCUCAGGAUAGGGCAGAGCAUCUGCGUACCGACGUUGAAGUGA
Alternaria novae-zelandiae is the source of this 513-nucleotide messenger RNA. RefSeq lists its product as uncharacterized. Bases 1 to 513 code for a protein of 170 amino acids. The record is from RefSeq and is a predicted model, not a curated record. NCBI's taxonomy places the organism in Eukaryota, Fungi, Ascomycota, Dothideomycetes, Pleosporales, Pleosporaceae. The transcript is spliced from 2 exons.